CCUCUGGACUCUCCAGAAGCUUCGCAGAGGAACCGUCGACCGCUCUCUGCAGGUGCAAAGUGCUUCAGAGGUUCUGGAGACCGAAGCGUGCAGGAAACACCUCAGGGUCUGAAACAGGACCAGGAUGUCUGCAGGAGGGGAAGCAGCUGAUGUGGUGUACUGCCUGGCCCAGGAGCAGGACUUCCAGCAGGUCCUGAACAUCUGCACGCCUGAUGACUACAACGGGCUCGAUUACAUGGCCGCCUUCUUUCACCGCUGGCUGCAGGAGCCUGGACGCGUCGUCUUCAUCGCCCGGAUCGACGGCAGAGUGGUGGCGCUGGAGUCUGCGCUCCUGGUGGAUGGCGGUCAGACGGCAGUACUUCAGGGGCGCAGGGUGGUGUCCGAUCUGAGGGGCAGCGGCAUCGCCAGCGCCCUCCAGACGCAUGUGACCAACUACGUCCGCCGCUACUACCCAGAAAUCUCUGCUGUGAGGCUGAGCCGAGGAGACAAUCCUUCAGUGAAGACGCUCGCCAAGUACAGGCUCAUCGCAAAGGAGGCCAUCUUGUCUUUGUGCUGUGAGGCGGUCAACCUGGGCUCCUUCAUCACUGAGCUUCGAUCCAAACAUCCGCUCCACGCCGACUCCUCCUGUGGUCCGGUCACGCUGAGCUGGCGGCAGGCUGAGACGCUGGUCCUGUCCGACCACGUGGUUUCCAACCUGCUGCCCAGCAAAACCAUCAUCAACGACUGGGAGCCCUUGAAGCCGGUGGAGGCCAACCUAGAGGUGCUGCAGCGCAGAGGCCUAACGUGGAUCGUAGACCGUGAGUUCGAGCCCGCUGCCCUCAGUCUGGGCACGCCACCGUAUGCCGUACCCUACCGCCACAAUGCCAUGCGCCUCAACAUCAACAUCUUUGGCCGCAGUCUGACAUCGGUGUGCGCCGUGUUUCUGGCACAACUGGAAGCUUUCCUGCCGAGUCUUAAAGGUUACCUGGUCUGCCACACCUACGUGGAUCCUGGGCUGUGGGCGGGCUUACGUCAGUUCUGUCAGAACGAUGCAAACGUGUCAUUUUUUAAGGACUACUGGGAGGAAGUCAUACUGGAGACAGACCUCUGACUGGCCUCGGCGUGACAGCUUGAAUGCUGGCGGAUAUUUUGACCUCUGCCAGGAUUCCUUCAAACACUUCCAAACCUUUUGUCCUGGAUUCCCAGGAUCCCGUGAGGUUCCACAUGCAGGUUUAAUUAAAUGUUAUAAGUUUGUUUAGAAGCACUAGUGUGAGUUUUAACAAUUCAAUAGGAAAUCAUCAUCGUCACUCAGAGGUAACCGCUAGCAGCUGAGAGAACCUCGGUUCUAGGUCAGCUGCUAGAGGUUGUUGUGGAGUUUCAGCACGUUUCAGAUAUUUUCCAUUCUUCCAAACGUUCAUAAGUCACGUGUGACAAUCGGGAAGGUUUCUCUGUUCUUGGAGGAUUGAAUUGGCUUUGUGAGGACUGUCUUCAUCCUUGAAUGGUUAACAGCGGUGCCUCAAAUGGCUCCUCGCACUGACGCGUACCUACGAGAAGAGUUUUCUCUGCUAAACAAAGCUUCGUGUUUAAAUCUAAGACACCGUCUG
This is a messenger RNA of Pundamilia nyererei, 1583 nucleotides long. Its product is annotated as histidine N-acetyltransferase-like. The record is from RefSeq and is a predicted model, not a curated record. Bases 125 to 1090 code for a protein of 321 amino acids. The transcript is spliced from 4 exons. Lineage: Eukaryota; Metazoa; Chordata; Actinopteri; Cichliformes; Cichlidae. Gene Ontology annotation, molecular function: acyltransferase activity, transferring groups other than amino-acyl groups.